UUGGCGUUCAGGGAUUGCGUAACUCACCUGGGGGAUACACUGUUUGAGUCGAGCGUCAUCACAGUGACUAUGCAGCCGAAUGCACACAAUGCUACUGCGCAGCGCUGGUUUCAGGAAAUGAAUAAAAAUCCUGGAAAUACCGAGAGCUUUUUGGCUUCAAAUCCUUAUACAGGUGGGAGGCAGAACCAAGUUGUCCAUAGUAUAUAGUCUAUGGGCCUAACCAAAUAACACAUUGAAAAGUAAAGGAAACAAAAUUUGUGUACUUUUUUUUUUUAUCUGCACCGUUUCUUUUUUUUAUUAGUUGCAGCAGGCCUUUUUUUUUUUUUUUUUUUGCAUCUGUAAUUUCCGUUGUGACUUCUUUUUUUUUUUGCAUUCUUUUUUAUUUGCAGCAGUGGCAGUUAUCAGCCACCGUACAUAUGGUUAAACAACUAAAAUAAAACAAAAACAAAUAAACAAAGAACAUUACAUGACACUUUCAUGAUGUUUAAGUUGGCUCAUAAAUGAGUGCUGACCAUUUUAAUAGCAUCGCAUUUAUUUUGAAAAAUCUUAACCGGAAACUCCACUCUUCAAACCAACAGCCUUGACGCUUGCCCUGCAUGGUCGCUUUCCGUCCAUAAGAAAUUAUGAAAGUGUGCAGUGUCCAUCUACCUUGUCUGUAAGCGGAGGUGUUGCAGAUCGUCCCGGAGCAUCAGCGAAGCGAACAGAGUGUCCAGCCAGGAGUGUCACUGUCCCUGGACGUCAGGGAGACACUGUCACCCCUCCGCUGACUGACUGACUGAUCCCCGGCAUGCGGGGCCGCUUUCUCCUUGGAUGACCUACACACCACCUUUCGCACAAGCAACGGACGUCGGUUCAUUAAGCUGAACACCUGCUGGUUAGGAGGAAUAGCAGGGCUCGUUACAUUGACACCGGACAACGAGUCGAAGCGAGUGUCUUGCAGGAGUACCUGACACGGGCGGAAAAAAAGCACGUCCACCAAAAUUUUGUUUUUCAACGUGGCUGCGUCAGGGGAAGCGGACCGAGGAGUGGAGGUUGCAGAGUUGACAGUACAUGGUUGUUGUACCUGGUCAUAAAAUAGACACGAGACUCUCUAAACACAGACACCACAGCAUUUCCUGAGGUUACUGUUGUUCACAUGAUGUACACAAUCACCAGAGGUCCCAGCAAACUUGUUACACAACGGAGGACAGGUGGGUGAAUGUGUGUGUGUUAUCGACAGCAUGAUGCAAUGUAACAUCAGACUGAUUAUUUCACCAUGUAGACAGACUUUAUUAUUGACUGGUUAGGGGUCCACAUGGUUCUGUAGCUGUAUGCAGAUCAUGGUCUUAAAGAAAGUGUGCAGACAAUGGAAAUUAUUCAACCCAGAAUUUUGUCUUCAAGGUCCUACACAACAAAUCGAGAGCAAAUUCAGCGACCUGAAGCUCAAGCCGACAUCUUGGCUUUCUGCAAAGUAAGUAGCCGCUCAGAGAGUUGUGGUGGUGCGUGAAUUGAAAAAAUACUUAUGCUUACUGUUUUAACUGCGUGGGCCCAAAAUACACCGCACGUGCGCCAGGACUGCGAUCAUGUAACGCAUCGGCGUGACGGGGGUGAAACUUCAACUUCAAUUAUCGGACACAACAGACACACUGACCUUGUUGAAGCCAACAGCUACUUAACUUUAGUAUUGUUUACUGUUAACGGUUAGAGACGAAACGCCUGUUCGUCAACUCUGACCCUAACUGCCCUGCGACGCAAGGAGUCUGUGCUCCCUUCAGGUGCUGCUCGGAAGAAACAAUAUUGUGCAGGACAGCGCUUGGCUGACAGUUAUUUACUGUACACCAGGACAGUUUAACUUCUUUGAAUCGUUGAUCUAAAAAGGGGCGGAAAAGUUAUGAUAGAAAACGGCCAGUUUCAAUACAAAAUGGAAAUACAGCCUCCAAACUAACAGUUAAUUAUUUUUAAAUGUCUGUUUGAAACUUUGAAUGAGACUUAAAUUAGUUGCAGGGUGUAUCAAAAAAGCUAUUAUCUGAGAAUGUAUCACUUUAGCACCAUUAUUUAGAACCAAGUUUUUUCUGGAAGUGAUUCAUGAUUAGGAUACAACUUUAUCAGAAUGAGUGUUUUUACAUCACAUUAUCAUACUAUCUACAUUUUCUUAUUUUAUAGAAAUGCAUUCUGGGAUAAGGAAGGAAAAGUUUUAUUUGACCAAAGUAAAAAGGACCACCAUUUUGCUGACCCAGUAAUUCCAUCAAAGUCCAGAAUGACCAUAGAAUAAGAAACAUUUUUUCAACAUGGUGUGAAGCAUCCAACAAAAUAAAUCCAGAUGCCCAUCAGUCUCCUGUGGAGGUCUCCAGCAUAUACUUGGAGCAUAAAUCCAUCACUAUGUGAGACUGACCUGUUGUGGUGUGAUGCGGCCUGUCUCAGUCCCUGGACUGAUUCUCUUAAUUAAUUCUGAUCCCUGCAGCUCUCCACCCCCAAAGAUCGUCUUCAACCGUCUGAACGGGAAGCGUUACCACAGCACAGCCACACAGAAGCCUGCCAGCUCAGCAGAGGGAUUCACUCCUGCACAUGAAGAGAACGUCAGAUUUGUGUUUGAAGGUGAGGGUCACAGGUCAAAGGUUAUGUGGACAGGAGCUUGGAUGUCAUGGUGUGCCAUACUCCUGUUACUCUCCAGUGCUUUCUUAUUCUGCCUCUGACAACAGCGGUAAUGCUUAACUGUGUACUUUUCAUCUACAAUCAAAAUUAAAACAAAGCAUCAGUUGGUAAAUCAGUCAGAAGAUGAGACAAACUCAUAUCUUACUGUUUUAAGUUUUAUAGAAACUCUGUACUCUCCUUUCCUGCACUUUUUUAAACAGAUUUAACAUGUUAAAAACUGCAGCCACAUAUUCACUUAUGAGUAAGAGCCACUUUAAAAAGUAGCCUUACCUCAAAGAUGAAGAGUAAAGCUGCGCUCAAGAAAAGGAAAAAAAAAAAAACGAGAAUAAAGGGUAACUAUUUCUUUUUAGAGCCUGUAAUACCCAACAAUCAUUCACCAUCUAAGCUUUGCAUGUUGUCCUUGCGUUGUUGUUUACCAGCAUGCUUUGUUGCUGAACAAUAUUUGGUGCCCUGUUGGAAAUCAGUGACUUGCAGGCCUAAAUUGUCCUUGUGUCAGUUCAUCUUUGUCACUUUUAGAGGGCGGUCAGCCAAGGUCGCUCUGAGGUGACCUUUUUUUAACAUUAAGGUCAGUCAGGGAAGAGAGUGCUGCACUUUUCUUCAUUGCCCACACUCAAAAGAAAAACUUCUAAAAGCCUUUGAGUUUUAAGUAAAAAGUUUGAUGAGCCUGACUCCUUAAACAUGUUUACUAUUAAAGAAAAAAGGGAAAUGUCAACAUAUUUCACCGCGAACAAGUUUAUCUAGCAGAACACACCCCCAUGCACUUGCACACAUACUACAGGUUUUAUUGCAUGUGUUUUUCUCCUUUUCAUUCACACCAUUUUGAGUCCAACAAACUGAAUUAAGUAAACACAGUGUCGCUGAAAGUCUGUGUUCAAGGUAAGCCAAAACCUUGAGGCUUAUCAAUGAGUGAAGCUGGAAAACUUUCGAAGAUAAAAGAAAAAAAAAAACACCCCAGAGACAAGUCUAGCCCUCUCUCAAAGGUGCUGGGAUGUCUGAGUGUCAGGUAGUUCAGUCAGAAACAUACAAAGACAAAAAAAUCUAAAUUUUCUAAGAUAUAAAACCGUUAACUGGAGAAGUAAGAUCUUUGUUGACAGAGCUUGUGUUUGAGUUCAUUUAGCAUACAGGAUAUGUGUGUUGUUUCAUUUCAGCGUGGCAGGAGGUGGAGCAGAAGCUGGGGGACGGGGACAAUGUGGAGUCGCCUGAAAGCCGGGGGCCCAUCCAGUACACCGAGAAGACCCCCAGUGCUGCGAUGAAGAGUAAGUAACUGGGUCCCACCUCCAAACAGAGUGACCAUGGCUUAGCUGGUGCAAUUUCCAUUCAUAAAUAGACUGUAAUUAGUCUGAGAAUACAAACAUAGUAAACUGCACCCCGUUCAAUCUAAUCCCACCACUGAGAGUUUUAUGGCACCACAUAAACCUCUUUGUGAAUUGUUGCGCCAUGAACUUUGAGCCUCUUAUUGUGCCUUGUUCGAAGUUUUCUUGGCUAUUUAAAUAUCACCGGAAAGCUGAAUGGCUGCUCUCUGUGGGAAUCCCAUUCUUGCUGCUGAUUUGCUGGGCUUUAUCUUCAGCCAGAGGGCAACUGUUGUAAUAGUUUGCUUUAAUCUUUAACUCUUCUUUGGGCUACACAAACCUGGCUGUUCCAGAUAAACCAGCCCUGACUGCUCACUGCAGCAUGUCCUGACUUGUCUCACACACACCUGUCUCCUCUGGUUUUGUGGACCACUAGAGGUCAAUCCUUCCAGGAAUAAAGAGAAACUAAUUCUUAUAUGUGACAAUAUAAGCCACAUGUAACACUUUUUCCCAGGACAUGGUAUUGUUAGAAUUUAUGGGAUGGCUGUCUGGCUUUUCUAUUGCCUUUUUCACAGUUUGUUGCAUAAUUUGUCUGUUUCAAUAUGACCAUGACCCACUGAAGAUCAAUUCUACAAACUUUUCCUUUAGUGAAACCAUGAUAGUGGUAAUAAAUUCUGAAUAGCAGGGGCAACACCAGGGACAACCAGCGCACACAUAACGUGAAUUAUGGCUAUGGUAAUAUACUGGUAUUAAUGGUAACCAUCUUUGAGAGGAAGAAUUUCAAAAAUAUCAACAUCGUCCUAAAAAUAAGCAAACAGUGAUACCAUGAGUUCACAGUGGCGGACACGGGUGAGUUCAUACCUUCACGUUGGUGGCCACAUGUCAUAAAAGAGAAGGGAGACAAAGCAGCCCCGAGAGGUGAUUUGACACUUUCAAGGAUUUAUUGUGAAUCCAAGGACAAGGUUAGAGCUCGUUCCUCUUCAGGUUAUUGAUCAAUUGAACAUUUAGACUUUCUAAUGCUUCUUUUAACUCGUUUUAUUCAGCUCUGUAACUUCGGUCUACUAGAAGUAGUAUUAUUCAAGGUAAAAUACUGUGUAUGAAGUGGUCGUCUCCUUAAAGCUUUCAGUGACAGGGCUCCUGAUGUGGAUAAAUCAUAGAUUUGAAUGUUAUUGGAAAUGGAGGAUGAAAAGUAAGUUGUGUUUCUUGGUAAGGUUUGUGAAGUUAAGUGUUGUUCCACCCUUGUCCUUUUUUUCGAACUUGGAUUGUCUGGUUUUAUUCUCAAGUCUUCCAUCGUUAUCUUUAAUGGCCACAAUAGUUGUGAGGAGAACAUCUGAUAUCACAACAGCCUUACUGUGAAUGACGUUUAGGUAAGUGUGACUUUUUGCAGCUGAGCAGACUGAUGUGUAGACUGAAACAUGACAGAGUUCAGACUUAUUUGAAUACUGUUACCAGCCUGCCGGGACUCUAUUUUACUCAACCAUUGCUUACUAUUACUGUACAUCAUCCCUUACAUGAUGAUUAAAAAUAAUGAAUACCUUACCCUGAAAAUGCCAGGCCAAAUCAAAUAAAGAAUCGUCUGGUCUGUAUGUUUAUAAUUCCAGCCAGCCUCAACGGUGCUUUGUUCUGAAUGGUUGAUAGGGUUGGUUGGCAUACGGACACUGUAAUGAAGUGGUGAAUUCGGUGACUGUAAAGCCUGACAUGUUUUAGUAGUUGUUAUGACCCGUCUAGGGGUGGCUUGGACACAGCAUGGAAAAGGACCCAUUUCAUCCAUCUCUCAAACAGCCACACUACUAUCUUUCAGUACUAUCUGGUUUUAACAAUAAUACACUUUGUUUACAAAAGAAAAGUGACUUUAGAACAACAAAGAACAUUGACCUCCUCAGGAUGAAUCAAAGAUGACUAAAAAUACUGAUUAAACUUACAAAUUAUGAACUAACAAAGCUCUGCAUACUGCUGUGACACGGACAUUUGGGAAAUGGAUGUGAUGGGUUCCCCCUGCACCGCGGUGAUGUCACUUCUCCUCCUAAUAUCAAAAUAGAGCUCCUUACCAGCCUACUACCUGUCCACACAUCAGGAGCAGGCAAUAGCACACCUAAUUCAACUGAUAGCUAGGCAGCAACCUCACCACACAUGCUCCAAGGACAACAUAACUAAAUAAAAUACAAUAACGGAACAUUACAUUUUUCCCCUCCAGGCAGUUCCUCAACACUGUUGACUCAGACUUGAAAUUGUAAAAUUAACAUAAGUAAUAUAACAUCCCAUUUUGCUUUUAACAAGAUAAGACAGAACAGCAUUAUCAACAUAUUGUCACAUCUUCUGGUCUUUUUAGUCUUGAAGUACAGGCGACUUUGGUUUUCAUGUGACAAAUCAAUAAUUAAUGAAGAAAAUAAAUCAGUAGUAGAUUACUGAUUAUACUUUAAUUUUGUUUCCAUGCAGACUUUGUGCCCAUCGACCUGGAGGAGUGGUGGGCUCAGCGUUUCCUCGCCAACAUCGCCAACCUGUCAUGACUGUGUGAGGCUUUGAGCCAGGACAGGAAGCCCUGCAUGGAUGCUCCAUCGUAGAGGUGGAGGGGAGGCGAGAGCGUCUUCAGGUUAUGUGGUACUUAAGGCCAGAAAUGCAUUGGAAUCUGAUUUGAUGUCCUGUGCUUCACUCUGCUGUAGAGAAAACUGGGCAAACACAAAACAGCCCGCCGAAGCAUCAGCAGCAAUUGUAACUGUGGACUCUGGCAGCGCUGAGGAGAAGGACCCAUCUCUCUCUCUCUCUGUGUAGAGGAUGAAUCAGAUUGAAGCUGUGAGAUUUUUCUAGAUAAAGAAACUGCCUCCUUUUCUGAAGUGUGCUCAGCUGAAUGUACGUCAUGGGUGAUCUUUUAAUAUGAAAUUGUUGAAAAGCAAAAGUAAACUGUUUUUCAAAACGGC
Molecule: messenger RNA, 6835 nt
Organism: Xyrichtys novacula (pearly razorfish)
Lineage: Eukaryota; Metazoa; Chordata; Actinopteri; Labriformes; Labridae
Source: the annotation of a GenBank genome assembly